AUGCUACAAAGCAGUCUCGGACAAGCGCAGCGCUUUAAGAAGCGCGAACGCACACAGAACUGGGCGUACGAGGAGAAACAUUUUCUGCUCGAACUUUGCCGGAAGGAUAUGCACAUCAUCGAGAACAAGCGCCUUGACAGUGCGCUGACGACGCUGAAGAACCGGGCCUGGAAGAUCAUCCAUCAGCAGUUUGCGAUCGCGUUCGGUACCGAUCGGAACUGUAACCGGCUGAAGGAACAAUGGCGUCGGAUGAAGGCAUGCACGCGGGCUGAGAUGCUCGACUACCAGCAGCGGAUACAGCGUUUCGGACAGGAGGUCGCCGAUCGCAAGAAGCCGAGCGGGUUCACGUUCGAGAUCUGGGAGUUUAUGCAGGAGGCAAAGAAAGUUUGCAAGAACGAGCUGAUGGACGAUGUGGACUACUCCAAGAUGAAACUCUCGCUCGAGGAAAACCUUCCGCAGGGUGUGUCGAUCAAAGACUGCAGUGACGAGAACGAUGAUGAGAGCUCCUCGAUGUGGGAUAAGAAUUCGCAAAACAUUUGCGAGGUUCAAAUAAAGGAAGACUCCCACGAUGAGCUGGACGAGUACGAUAAGGGCCCGGCGGCAAAGUACCCACGACUAAGAGGACUCUCGAGCACUUCCUCGCCCUUCGGAACGAGUUCGUCCGCUGCGGAUGCGGCUCACAGUCGAUUCAGCGAGCUGCUCGCGUCGAGUUUUGCGAGCAGAUUGGCCAACAGCGACCAUCAUCAUCAUCUCAGCAGUACCGGUGGAUCCGGAAGCAACCACAAUAACAACAAUAACAACAAUACCGCUAGCGGGAACAAAUUGCUCGAAAGCCUUGACGCAUUCAACCGGACUGCGUUUGGGAGCGAAUCGAGCCUAGCGGACCUGACUGCUCACGGAGGCGCUGCGAAUGCCAAUCUAUCGCAAGUGGAUCUAAGCAACACCCUCGAAGCGCUGAACCUGCUGAAGAACCGCUUCAACCGUAUGAGCGAGCUGGGGCAUUGGAAAAAUGCUUUCCAGGAGGCACACAAUCUCAGCACGGCCAACCACCAACAACCACCAGAUUCACCGACCGGAGUAGGACACAGUGCUGCGACCAACCACAUACUACAGGGCCUGGCAAACGGAGGUAAUGGUGCGCUCCUGCACGACGACGACCACGACGGAGGAAUCGUACAUCCGAGGGCCGGAUCACCACUGCCGGCCGGUAGAGGUACGAGCACGGGUCUCAAGAAGUUGCUCGAGUCUCAGCACCAGAGUGAGCACGAGUUGCGCAUGCAGAUUCUGAAAACCGACCUAGAAACAGCUAAACUAAACAAAGAAACGGCCGAGCUGAACCGGCAGCUAGCGCUGCAGAAGCUUCGAAGGGGCGACAGUACCAGUACGAGCGUUGGGGACGUUGCCAACCAUUCUGACCGGAGAGAUGAAGACGACCAGGACGUGAUGGACGAUAAUACUUCAAACUCGACGGUACCCGAGGGUAGACUGGUUGUCCGAUCGUUAUCGUCGCUGGAAGCAGCACCACCGUCCGCCCCUUUACCGCCGUCCGUUCCGACCUCACCAUCGUUGUCCUUAAAAGUAAUCAAGAACGAGUAA
Anopheles moucheti is the source of this 1596-nucleotide messenger RNA. RefSeq lists its product as uncharacterized. The transcript has 2 exons. Bases 1 to 1596 code for a protein of 531 amino acids. The record is from RefSeq and is a predicted model, not a curated record. NCBI's taxonomy places the organism in Eukaryota, Metazoa, Arthropoda, Insecta, Diptera, Culicidae.